AUGGGUAAAAACAAUCUUGAAGAUAUAAAGAGAGAUAUAAUGGCCUCUUAUUAUCACUUAUGCUCCACCAAUGAAAAACCGAGACACGAGUACUGUCCACCGGGAAACGAUAUCUGUUGCAACUUGGAGCUCUUUGAGCACCCUGCACCAUUGCACCCAGAUGUGCAGAAAUAUAUCCUACCCAUCUACGAAGAUUUAUCUCGAGAAGAUAUACUCCAAAGAUGCUUGGGCGGCCACACGCAGAAUACUAACGAGAGUUUUAACUCAACCAUUUGGCGCUUCAUACCAAAGCACCUGCAUUCUGGACUGAAAAUCAUCGAAAUUGCACCAUAUUUGGCAGCCGGCUUGUUCAAUGAAGGGUAUGCUUCAAUUUUACAAACUAUGAGCACUUUGGAGAUCAUAAUUGGGAAGCAAUCAAAAACGUACGCCGACAAAAUCGACGAUCAUCGAGUGAUUCGACAGGAACGGCGCAGCUCUCUAAUGACCAAAGAGGCUCGAAAAGCACGAAAAGAAGAAAUUAAAACUACAUUUUCAAAAUCGGUGUAAGCGAUAACUCAAAAACUAUUUGAUUGAUCUUGUUGAAAUUUUGCACACGUAUUUAUAACAAUAUUACCUUAUACUUGA
Molecule: messenger RNA, 624 nt
Organism: Osmia lignaria (orchard mason bee)
Lineage: Eukaryota; Metazoa; Arthropoda; Insecta; Hymenoptera; Megachilidae
Source: RefSeq, a predicted model, not a curated record